AUGUCUGCGACCGGCGAAAUUGACGAGAGUCUUUACUCGCGUCAGCUAUAUGUCCUGGGCAAAGAAGCGAUGUUGAAAAUGCAACAUUCGAAUGUUUUAAUUAUCGGUCUAAAGGGUCUUGGUGUUGAAAUUGCGAAAAACGUCGCAUUGGCUGGUGUAAAGUCCUUGACGCUGUAUGACCCAGAGCCUGCUACUAUUCAAGAUCUGUCGACGCAGUUUUUCCUGACGGAAAAGGACGUCGGCCAACCCAGAGAUUUGGUGUCGCAGGCCAAAUUGGCAGAACUCAAUUCUUACGUGCCCAUCAAAGUCUUGAAAUCGUUCCAGGACGAGUCGCAGCUCUCGCAGUUUGAGGCCGUCGUGGUGACGGAUACCGUUUCGCUUGCCCAGAAAGUAAAAUUGAACAGCUUUUGCCAUGAAAACGGCGUUAAGUUCAUCUCGACUGAGACAAGAGGGCUGUUCGGGUCUGCUUUUGUGGAUCUGGGUGAAGAGUUCAUGGUGAUCGAUCCAACCGGUGAGGAACCAAAAUCCGGCAUUGUGUCCGACAUUGAGCCCGACGGAACCGUCACGAUGCUCGACGACAACAGACACAACUUGGAAGACGGUGACUAUGUCAAGUUUUCGGAAGUGCAAGGUCUUGAAGGUCUCAACAACGGCACCCCAUAUAAAGUAGAAGUGUUGGGUCCGUUUGCGUUCAGGAUCGGAUCGGUUGAGAAACUGGGCGUCUACAGAAAGGGUGGUCUUUUCACACAGGUCAAAAUGCCCUUGAAAAUGAAGUUCAAAUCGCUACAGGACUCUCUGAGCCAACCAGAAUUUCUAUUCUCGGACUUUGCCAAGUUCGACAGAGCCGGACAAUUGCAUUUGGGGUUCCAAGCGUUGAGUGUGUUCCAAAGCAGGCAUCAAGGGCAGCUUCCAAGAGUCCAGAACGAAGAAGACGCUAAUGAAAUUGUUCAAUUAACUACUGGACUAGCUGCUCAGGAGCCAGACGUUCUUAGCGGCGCAGAAAUCAACACUGAUUUGAUAAAACAACUUUCUUACCAAGCAAGAGGUGACAUUCCAGGUGUGGUAGCCUUCUUUGGUGGAUUCGUGGCGCAAGAAACUCUCAAAGCGGUUUCUGGUAAAUUCACUCCGCUCAAACAAUACAUGUAUUUCGAUUCAUUGGAGUCUCUUCCGGAUCCUAAAGAGUUCCCUAGAACGGAGGAGACUGCUAAACCUUUGAAUUCUCGUUAUGAUAAUCAAAUUGCGGUUUUUGGUCUCGAUUUCCAGAGAGCAAUUGCCAACUUGAAAGUGUUUUUGGUAGGUGCUGGUGCCAUUGGUUGCGAAAUGCUCAAGAAUUGGGCCUUGCUAGGGUUAGGUUCGGGGCCCGACGGUAAAAUAUGUAUUACGGACAACGACUCGAUCGAAAAAUCCAAUCUAAAUCGUCAAUUUCUCUUCCGUCCCAAGGACGUUGGAAGAGAUAAGGCUGAGAUUGCAGCAAUUGCUGUCAGCGACAUGAACGCCGACCUAAAGGGCAAGAUACAUUACAUGACCGAAAAAGUUGGUCCCGAAUCUGAAACCGUUUUCAACGAUGCCUUCUGGACCUCUUUAGACUUUGUUACAAAUGCUUUGGAUAACAUCGAUGCCCGUACUUACGUUGAUCGCCGCUGCGUUUUUUACAAAAAGCCUUUGUUGGAAUCUGGCACAUUAGGAACAAAGGGGAACACGCAAGUUGUGAUUCCGUACUUAACUGAGUCUUAUUCAUCUUCGAGAGAUCCACCAGAAAAAUCCAUCCCCUUGUGUACUUUGCGUUCUUUCCCUAACAAAAUUGACCACACCAUCGCUUGGGCAAAAUCUUUGUUCCAAGGAUACUUUACCGAAGCCGCUGAAAACGUUAACUUCUACCUGACUCAAAAGAAUUUUGUCGAGCAAACGCUCAAGCAGGCGGGAGAUGUUAAAGGUAUUUUAGAAACAAUUUCAGAUGCUUUGAGCAACAGACCUUUGGAGUUCGAAGAUUGCAUCAAAUGGGCUCGUUUGGAGUUCGAGAGAAAGUUCAGCAACGAUAUUAAACAACUUUUGUACAAUUUCCCAGCUGAUUCAAAGACAUCAACUGGUGCGCCAUUUUGGUCCGGACCUAAACGUGCUCCCAAACCCCUUGAAUUUGACAUCAAUAACCCCGAUCAUUUCCAUUUCGUUGUUGCCGGAGCCAACUUGCGUGCCUUCAACUACGGCUUGAAGGGUGAUGGCGUCAAUGAGCCUAAUAAAGCCUUUUAUUCCAAAAUUCUAGAAAGCUUCACUGUACCUCCGUUCUCGCCACGGUCUGAUGUUAAAAUUCAGGCUAACGAUGAUGAGCCGGAUCCUAAUGCCGCAGGCGCUGAAAGUGGAGACGCUCUUGAAGUUUUGGCUUCAUCCCUUCCUGAUCCCUCCACCUUGGCAGGAUUCAAGUUGCUUCCAGUCGAAUUUGAAAAGGAUGACGACACGAAUCAUCACAUCGAGUUCAUCGCAGCAGCAUCAAACAAUAGGGCUUUGAACUACUCAAUUGAACCGGCAGAUCGCCAGAAAACCAAAUUUAUUGCAGGUCGCAUAAUACCAGCCAUCGCAACCACGACAGGCCUAGUGACGGGACUGGUAAACCUUGAGCUUUACAAGGUGGCUAGCGGAAGCAAAGACAUCGAAAAAUAUAAAAAUGGCUUCGUGAAUCUGGCUUUGCCAUUCUUGGGUUUUUCCGAACCGAUCGCAUCCCCAGAGGGUAAAUAUAACGAUAAAAGUUACGAUAAAAUUUGGGACAGGUUUGAUAUAAGCGGGAAUAUCACUUUGCAGGACCUCAUUCAACGCUUUGAAUUAGAGGAAGGUUUGGAAAUUACAAUGUUGUCUUACGGUGUCUCCCUCCUAUAUGCGUCCUUUUUCCCCCCCAAAAAACUCAAGGAAAGAAUGGGUCUUCCUAUAACGGACGUUGUCAAACUCGUUACCAAAAACGAAGUUCCAAGCCAUGUUAAAACGAUGAUAUUGGAAAUUUGUGCCGACGAUAAAAAUGGGGAGGAUGUCGAAGUGCCAUAUAUUACUGUCCAUUUGUAG
Messenger RNA from Lachancea mirantina, 3048 nucleotides. The record is from the annotation of a GenBank genome assembly. NCBI's taxonomy places the organism in Eukaryota, Fungi, Ascomycota, Saccharomycetes, Saccharomycetales, Saccharomycetaceae.